This is a messenger RNA of Penicillium cosmopolitanum, 1353 nucleotides long. RefSeq names its product glycoside hydrolase family 43 protein. Gene Ontology annotation, molecular function: carbohydrate binding; hydrolase activity, hydrolyzing O-glycosyl compounds. NCBI's taxonomy places the organism in Eukaryota, Fungi, Ascomycota, Eurotiomycetes, Eurotiales, Aspergillaceae. The transcript has a single exon. The record is from RefSeq and is a predicted model, not a curated record. Bases 1 to 1353 code for a protein of 450 amino acids. Gene Ontology annotation, biological process: carbohydrate metabolic process.
AUGUUGACGUUUUCUUUCCUGUUGCUCCUCGGAGGGCUCUUCGCCAGCGCGGGUCUUGUCCACGCCGACAACCCAAUCGCCCAGGACAUUUAUACAACAGAUCCGGCUCCGAUGGUACACGAUGGCCGGGUCUAUGUUUUCACCGGACAUGAAGAAGAUAACUCCACCUGGUUCACUAUGCUAGAUUGGCGUCUGUUCUCGUCAGCAGAUAUGGUUAACUGGCAGCACCAUGGCUCGCCAAUGGACCUAAAGACCUUUGCCUGGGCAGAUCUCAACGCCUGGGCCGGACAGGUCAUUGCUCGGAAUGGCAAAUUCUACUUCUAUGCACCUGUUCGUCAUAAAACAACGGGCGCCAUGGCCAUCGGGGUUGGCGUUAGUGAGAGUAUUACUGGUCCGUACACAGAUGCAUUGGGAUCUCCUCUGGUCGAGAAUGGCGAGAUUGACCCCACAGUAUAUAUCGACGAUGAUGGUCAAGCCUAUCUCUACUGGGGAAACCCCGGUCUUUGGUAUGUGAAGUUAAACGAGGACAUGAUUUCCUACAGCGGGGAUCUCAUCCAAGUCAAUCUCAAAGUUGAGGGAUUCGGCAGUCGAGAAGGUUCCGAGACUGAGCGGGCUACCGCGUUUGAAGAGGGACCAUGGGUUUAUAAGCGCGGUCAUCUUUAUUACAUGGUCUUUGCUGCUAAUUGUUGUUCCGAGAAUAUUCAAUACUCGACGGGUCCUAGCAUUACUGGACCCAGGACCUAUCGAGGGGUCAUAAUGCCGACGCAGGGCGCUAGUUUCACAAAUCACCCGGGAAUUGUGGAUUUCAAGGGCAAAUCAUACUUUUUCUACCACAAUGGAGCUCUCCCUGGUGGUGGCGGCUUCACAAGGUCUGUGGCUGUUGAAGAAUUCGCGUACAACUCAGAUGGUACUAUUCCCGAAAUAAACAUGUCCACAGAUGGUCCUGCACAGGUUGGAACAUUGGACACAUAUUCCCGCCAGGAAGCGGAGACGAUUGCUUGGUCCGAUGGUAUAGAGGUGGAAAGUGCCAGUGACGGCGGCAUUCAUGUCGCUUACAUCAAUAAUGACGACUAUAUCAAAGUCAAGGGGGUUGCAUUCGGCAAAGGCCCAUCGAAGUUUUCUGCUCGAGUGUCGUCCGCAAGCAAUGGUGGAAAUAUCGAGCUUCAUCUGAAGAGCAAGGAUGGAAAAAUUAUUGGAACCUGUUCUGUCCCUCCAACAGGAGGUUGGGAGAUGUGGGAAACCACAAGUUGCUCGAUUAGCAACACUGAGUCCACUCACGACCUUUUCUUCAUUUUCACCGGCGACGAUACUGGAUAUUUAUUCAAUUUCGAUUGGUGGCAGUUUAGCCAGUAA